Fusarium poae is the source of this 1149-nucleotide messenger RNA. RefSeq lists its product as uncharacterized. The coding region runs from base 1 to 1149 and encodes 382 amino acids. The transcript has a single exon. The record is from RefSeq and is a predicted model, not a curated record. Lineage: Eukaryota; Fungi; Ascomycota; Sordariomycetes; Hypocreales; Nectriaceae.
AUGAUGAUCACAACGACAAUACAAGGAGAGCGAACAACUUACAGGACAACGGCCAUCCAAGUGGAAACACCAACGGUUCCUACAGCUCUGCCAACAGUCGACGCCGGUGACAAUAACGACCAAGCAGUUCUGAAGUACUUUCCUUCAACUAUCCCUAAAGAGAGCCCGAUAUCCUCUUCUGACAAGGAUAAUGACGAUAAGGGAGGCCUAUCAACCGGCGCACUAGCAGGUAUCAUUGCUGGUUCUGUGGCCUUUCUGAUCAUUGUCUUGGUAACAGCCUUUAUCAUCAUUCGUCAUCUGAAUAAAGUUGUGGCUGCAGUCAGUACCUCAAAAACAUCCGACAGGUCUGGCGCGUCCGGUACUCGGCCGAGACCUACAAGAGAGUUUAAGUCAGCAGACUCAGAGGCCGACGAACUGAGCGCUAAUCCCUUGAUCCAUCCAUCAUUAAUACCUCCACGGCCGAGAAACCCAGGGCCUGAUUCGGCAGCAACAUCGCCAUUCGGUCCCGCAAGCACAGAUUAUAGUUCAAACGAGCCUACACCUGGAGUAAAUGGAUAUCACGCAAUAUCAACAAGUGCGAAUACGAGUAGGCAUCCCAGCUUCGACGCGAUGGGCAAUCGUGACGACUACUUCACAAGUGUGGCCGCAGGUGAUCAGCAACGGGUCAGUCAAAUUUCUAGGUUUACACAUUCAACAAGGAACCGGGCGAGUGCAGACUCACAAGGAACAUAUACCCAUGUCAGGAACUAUAGCAAUGCUUCAGAGGGGUCUGAUGGUACACCUGGAGUGAUGGCGGGUUCUCAGCCCACAGCAGAGCUUGAGGCAACACCUUAUAUACCAGAGCUACCGAGCUCCCCUUCGUCAGUGGUUUUCCCACGAGACGAGAGACGGCGAUCAUCUGGUAGUAUUCCAAGUACCCAGAGUCGGCCCCCAGUUACUCAGCGAAGUUCCAGCGGCCCACGCAUACGAAGUGACUCACUCGGUCAAAGCAAUCUCACCAGCGUUACUGAAGAAAUGCACGGAUUUUAUGGGCCGAGUGAACAUCUCGUGGGCCAAACUGAUACGCAUCGGCCAGGAACACGGGGCUCCAAUACCCAAAAGCAAACUCCUCCCAAAGAGCACCCUGGUCCUGUGGCUGAAGAACCAUAA